CCAGCCGCUCCUUGGAAACCCUAUGGGCAGUUCUACUUUGUCCUAUAGGGUCGCUAUGAGUCGGGAUCGACUCGACGGCAACGGUUUUGUUUUAGUAGAAAAUUAGAAGGUACUAACCCUUAGAAUUGUGAUAAAGGUGCAGUAUAGAUCCUCAAAGAGUACAAGGUUUAUUUAUUUUAAAAUAUUGAGCAGCUGUAUGGAAGGCAGGUGUUGUGGUAAAGAAAUACCCAGUCUUCAAAGAGUAGGAGAAAGGGUGCUUCCUGUGGAACUGGAUAUGAUGGAAGGAGAGAAUCCAUUUAUCUUUAUUGUUGCUCAGGUGAUAAAUGCUGAAGAACCUUUAUCUGGCAGAGGAAGAGAAUCUCGAAAAUCUGGUAGUUUAGAAGAGCACUUGGAGAAGUAAAGAAAGUGAACCAGAAAGGAGAGAAGAGACUACAAACACAGAAGAAUGUCUGGCAGCAAAGAAAGGAAGAGUCAGGGAGAGCCUAAGGAAGCUGUGGUUAAACAAGACACAACUUCAUUAACUGAUGCUGUAGAGCAAGUUGCAAAGCAACAGCAAUCUCAAACAUCUGAAAUAGAAAAAAACAAAAAAGUUCUCUUCCAUUUGCAGAAUGAACUUCAUGAGCUUGAAAAACAAAUAGCAUCUGUCUCCGCAGAAACUAAAGAAAUAGGAAGGCAAAUUUAUCAGCAAGAUGCUGCCAUAGAGAACACCAAACUUCAGUGCAGAAGCCUGGAAACUCAAGUCAUAUCCUUACAUACAGAAAAUGUAAAGCUUAAAUUUGACAUAGAAGCAGCUCAAGAAGAUUUUGAGGAACACAUGAUAAGAUAUAAUGCAUAUUAUGCAAAAAUAAAGGCACAUAAAGAUAGUUUGGAAGAGAUAGAAAGCAAAUGGUCAUUCAUGAUUGAACUCAAUGAAAAACGAGAUCUUGUUAAAAAACUAAUGACAAUGAAAGAGGAACUUACGCGAGAUCUCCGAAAUCCAGAAGGAAACCGCAUAAAGCAAGUACAGGAAGAUAUUACAAAGCUAAGCAAUACAAUUAUAACCAUAAAAGAAUCUAUCGUUGAAAAAACUUGUGUCCUUGAGAAAGAAAAAAAGAUACAUGAAAAAUUAAGAAAAGAAAUAGAGGUACAGCAUAAGAGAUACGAUGCAAUUCUUAAGCGAUUGCAUUGUCAGGUGAAAAAGCGUCAGUCAAAUAGAAGGCAAUGGCAAUGGAACAUUCAACAACUGGAAAAAACUGCAGCUGAGCUAAGACAACGCAUUGGAAUGCAAAAAUAAUGCCAUAGGGCCGUGUGGCACACAGACUGUGCCAACUCAAAUUAUGGGACAGAGUGUUGAGAAAAUCCUUUGGAUUCUUAACAACCAGCAUCCACUAUAAGAGGUCUGUCUUAAUGAGAGAUAUAUUUUCUCCUUUUUUGAAUAGUCAUCCAUUUAUUAAAGCACAUUCCAACCCUACAACUGAGCAGAUAGAUAAUAGGAAGGUUUACUGGAAAAUAGUGGAAGACGAUAAAUGUUCUCAGUCAGUGUGUAGGAUGUAUUGUACUCAGGAGUGCCUCUUUAUAACCAUGUUGCAUUCACCACCAUAGUAAGUAAAACUCUUAGAAGAGAAACUUGAAUUUCCAAUGAUUUAAAUUGUUAAGAUAUAAAAAACAGGCUAUUUCAAACUUUUUAUUUUUUAUUAGAACUUGUUCUUUUACAACCGUCUUCACAGUAGC
Molecule: messenger RNA, 1710 nt
Organism: Trichechus manatus latirostris (Florida manatee)
Lineage: Eukaryota; Metazoa; Chordata; Mammalia; Sirenia; Trichechidae
Gene: CCDC122
Product: coiled-coil domain containing 122
Exons: 6
Coding region: 446-1273 (275 amino acids)
Source: RefSeq, a predicted model, not a curated record